Molecule: messenger RNA, 996 nt
Organism: Macrosiphum euphorbiae (potato aphid)
Lineage: Eukaryota; Metazoa; Arthropoda; Insecta; Hemiptera; Aphididae
Source: the annotation of a GenBank genome assembly
AUGGCUUCAAAAAACUCGAGCAACAACGGUAAUGAUGAAUUUAAACUUUCGCUGUACGAAUUGCAAAGGACUCCUCAUGAAGUUAUUACAGACGAUACACAAAUUGCAGUACCCCUAGAGGCUCUACACAAAGAUCUGAUGUGCCCGAUUUGUUUGGAUUUAUUGAACAAAACAAUGACAGCUAAAUGUCUUCACAGAUUCUGUUCUGAAUGUAUUGUGACUGCACUUCGUGCCGGUAGUAAAAAAUGCCCUACGUGUCGUAAAAGGUUAAUAUCCAAACGAUGUCUGCGACCCGACCAUAAUGUCGAUUCGCUCAUAUCUUUACUGUUUCCAAAUCGUGAAGAAUUCAAUGAACAUCGAAAUAAAAUUAUAGAGAGCUUAAAUCAGAGUCAAAGUCAAGAUAAUAUGGUAAAAUCCAUGACUGAAGGGUUAAAAGUGCAAAAACAAAAACGUUCGUACAAUACUAAAAAUAAACGAAGAGCUGAGCCAACUAAAAAUAGCUCAUCAAAUACUUUGGCACCAUCAACUUCAAGACAAAUUAAUAAUGUGACAGAACCGACAGUGCAGACAAAUGGAACAAAAAAAAAGAAAAUUACAGGACCUACUUCGACUGCUGUUUACUCCAAUAUCAUUGAAUGCGAAGAUGCGAUUAAAAGUGUGUCAUUAAAUGAUAUGGAACUGAUAUUUAAACCUCAUCCUAAGGAAAUGCAUAAUAACAAUCAACAAGAAAAUGACUUAAGCAAAACUGAUCAACGUUAUAUAAAAGCACCAUCUGUUGCUACUGUUGCACACUUGAGCAGAUAUUUAACCAUGCGGUUAAAUUUAGAUAAUGGAAAAAAACUUUUAAGCGGUCGUCAAACUGUUCUAAUGUAUAUUCAACAAACUGCUGAUCAAUUUGUACUUCUCGAUGACAAUUUAACACUUCAAAAUGUUCAAGAGAAAUUUUGGAGCUUCGAGAAAGAGGGACCGUUGCAAAUUUUUUACUCUUAUAAUUAA